CUCCACUGUCUCUCAAAGGGCCGUACGCUUCUCUCGUUGAAGUGCUGAGCUCGCUUUCGCCGAUAGCGAAGGCCAUAGGGUAAGCCUGCAAGCAGUGUGCAUUUUUCCCGAUCAUCGACUUCCGGUGAACAGAGCCGCCGUGAAGGGACUGAGCGGUUAGGACGAAGAUGGUCCUCUUUUGCUCUUCCUUUCCUUUCUAAAUCCUCAACGCUCGGGGAAACAAUGGAGGGUAUCAUCUAUUCGAGCUUUAAAGGAUCUCCGAAUCUUUCAUGUUUGAGGUUGAUUUCGGCGUGCAAAUGGCAGAAUGACACAUCUCUCUGUUCUUUCCCCCUCGUCUUCUUGUAUAUAGGAAUGCAAUUGUUGAUUUCGUAAUUCGUGGGAGAAUGAGGAGAUUUUAGCUGUUAAAAUUGACAGAAAAUUGAGGAUUACUGCUACUAGACAAGCCUCUACUGCAAUGGGGGAUUACGAAGUUAUUGGUGAAUUGCCUUCUCAUAAGGCAAAUAACUCUAGAAAAGUUUCAGUUCUUCCUCUUGUAUUUCUCAUUUUUUAUGAGGUCUCUGGGGGUCCUUUUGGUGUGGAGGAUACCGUGCAAGCUGCUGGUCCUCUAUUAGCUUUGCUUGGGUUCUUGGUUUUCCCAUUCAUAUGGAGUAUUCCCGAAGCUUUGAUUACUGCUGAGAUGGGAACCAUGUUCCCAGAAAACAGUGGUUAUGUGGUUUGGGUUUCCUCAGCUUUGGGUCCCUACUGGGGGUUUCAGCAAGGUUGGAUGAAGUGGAUAAGUGGGGUAAUUGAUAAUGCCUUGUACCCAGUAUUGUUUCUUGACUAUCUGAAGUCAGGAGUCCCGGCUUUAGGGGGUGGCAUGCCAAGAACCGUUGCAGCAUUGGGUUUGACAGUUCUUCUUACUUACUUGAACUAUAGGGGUUUAACCAUUGUGGGAUGGGUUGCUACUCUUUUAGGGGUUCUCUCUCUCCUCCCUUUUGUGGUAAUGGGAAUUUUGGCAAUUCCAGACUUGGAACCUUCUAGGUGGUUCGUGACAAAUUUGAAUGGCGUGGAUUGGAAUCUAUAUUUGAACACUCUCUUCUGGAAUCUUAAUUAUUGGGAUUCCGUAAGCACUCUUGUGGGAGAAGUGGACAAUCCAAAGAAAACUCUUCCCAGGGCUCUUUUUUAUGCUGUGAUUCUGGUAGUUCUUGGGUAUUUCUUUCCUCUUCUAAUCGGUACUGGAGCUGUUCCUCUCAAUCAAAAGUUGUGGACAGAUGGGUACUUCUCAGAUAUUGCUACUAUUGUUGGAGGAGUGUGGUUGAGAUGGUGGCUUCAGGCAGCUGCUGCAAUGUCAAACAUGGGGAUGUUUGUUGCUGAGAUGAGCAGUGACUCUUUUCAACUUCUAGGGAUGGCUGAGAGGGGAAUGUUGCCAGAGUUCUUUAGCAAGAGAUCUCGAUAUGGAACCCCUCUCAUUGGGAUUCUAUUUUCAGCCUCAGGUGUGAUUCUGCUAUCAUGGUUGAGCUUCCAAGAAAUUGUAGCCGCGGAGAAUUUCCUUUACUGUUUUGGAAUGAUUCUGGAGUUCAUAGCAUUCAUAUUGCUGAGGAUCAAACACCCCAAUAUGCCUCGGCCGUACAAGAUACCUGGGGGAACAAUCGGAGCUAUUCUUAUGUGCAUUCCUCCAACGAUAUUGAUUUGUGUUGUGCUGGCUUUCUCCUCCUUCAAAGUGAUGGUUAUAAGCCUCAUUGCUGUGUUAAUUGGUCUUGUCUUACAGCCUUGUUUGAAACUUGUUGAGAAAAAGAGAUGGCUGAAGUUCUCUAUCAACUGUAAUCUCUCAGAUCUUGACAAUGAGGCGGGCUUGUCCUUGGUAGAUUGAUUUCUUCUGAUUCGAGAGAGAUGUGAAGGGAAGAUUCAAACCCAAAAUAAGAUGAUGAGGCCAAUAUAUGCAAAAUAUUCAGGUUACAGUCUCUCUGAAACACAAGAAGCAUUGAAGGGGAGCUCUCUUUCCACUUUCCACCCAAAGCUUUGCUUAGGCCAAUAAACUUUAGCUGUUUAUCGUCUUUGUUUUAAAUUUGAUGAUAAAUGGUCAGGCUACUAGAAAUUUGUAAGGUAGUUUUUAAAUAUCUUGGGAAAUGAAGUUAUUUAGUUUUUGUCCCCCCCCCCCCCCAAAAAAAAGAAGAAGUUAUUUAGUUUUCUUAUGAUAAUUCUUGGGCAUUCACUACAUUGGUUAUGCUAGAAGGGUAUGUAUGGUAGCUUUACUUUUAUA
Molecule: messenger RNA, 2239 nt
Organism: Neltuma alba
Lineage: Eukaryota; Viridiplantae; Streptophyta; Magnoliopsida; Fabales; Fabaceae
Product: probable polyamine transporter At1g31830
Exons: 4
Coding region: 455-1849 (464 amino acids)
Biological process (GO): transmembrane transport
Cellular component (GO): membrane
Molecular function (GO): transmembrane transporter activity
Source: RefSeq, a predicted model, not a curated record